AUGUCUUCGAGAAUCGAGAACCCCUGGGACGACAUCCACCAGCUGAAGCAUCGGUGGAUCACUGGUUUGAAGCUGCUUUUGGAUUCUUCGAUCGAUACUUCGGAGCUCGAGAAGAAACUAGACGACCUUCAACGAGACGGUUUCAUCCACGCCCAAGACGAUGCUUUUACGGACUAUCUCGUGCAGUCGCUUACUCGAGUGCGGGAGAAGAAAUUUGACGAAGGAUUCGUACAUCCAGAGUUCGUCAUUUGUGCCCCCAUUGCCUGGAGCGUGAAGUCGUAUCAUCGAUGGUACAGCUCCUUUGUGUCAGCUAUCCGUAUAGUGUGGCCCGAACACGACGCGCAAACGCCGCCUCGAAUCACAACGGCGUCUGAACCGGAGGCUGCAGCUUCUUACUGUCUUUCAAACUGGGGCGGCGAUUUCGAAGUGGACGAUUGCGUACUCAAUGUAGACGCUGGAGGUGGAACCAUCCAAUUAACCACGCUCAAGAAGACGCGUCAGAGUCCAGACCGCUGGGAGCUUGUCUGCGAAAUGAGUUGCAAAACGUGUGGAGGCGAGUCUUGGAACAACAACGUAAGAAGAAUACUGGAGAGAAAGUUCGCACGCCUCGAAGAAGAAGGAGUUCUUGGUCAACUUCUUCAAAGCAAUGAUUCUGUCUCCAACAUCAUCGAAAGUGCAGUGCAGUUCUUCGAGAGCGACAUCAAAAGAUCCUGUCCAGACUUGACGACGAGAGACCCAGACCCAAACGAACGACCACCCGGAUUUCGCAUCUAUGGUCUGCAGCCAGAUCAAGCAAGGAAUUUUGAGAGGAACGAGCUCUUUCUGACACCAGAAGAAUAUGAUGAAGUCGUGGGAGACUCUCUAACCGGCCUCGAUGCGCUCUUCCACGAACAGUACCAGCAUAUUGAAGCCAAAGGAAAGACAGUCUCAUGCGUCACCUGGACUGGCCAGUUCUCGGAUAGCAUGUUGCUUCGUGACAGAGGAAAGGAGUUGGCUGGUGGCGCAGGUAUUCGAGCCCUGAAUGUGGACAUGUUCCCUCCGAGCCGGCUCCUCCGCGCGAGUUUCGCCGUUACGCGAACUGUUCCCAAACAAUGGGGCUCGGCGCAGGUCACGCUGGAAAAUCCUAAGCUUGCACAUCUUGGCGGAUUAUCCGCCAAACGUGGCCUAGAUGGGAAGUUCUAUUACUUCAAUCUCUUGCAUUACUUCGCACAAAAAGGGGAAGAGUUUUCACCGGAUCAGAAAUUCUUCAUCACCUCAAAGCAUAUCUUUCAAGCAUCAGACCCCUGGAUUGCCAGGGAGUCUAUCUGGUACACGGAGAAUGGUCCAAAGGAGUCGUGGCAUGCGGUUGACGGGGAUGAAAAUGCAGGUGUAGCAGAACUGGGUGUCAUCGAGUAUGACAUGAACUCCCUUAAAGAGAAGAUUGGAACAGAACAGCUACCUGGCUGUAAGAGAAAAGGCGAGAAGGUAUACGAGAUCACUCUGCGAGUCAGGAUAGAGAUGCUGGAGGACUAUCGCCAUACCCUCCGCGUUCAGGCCAGGUGGGCACCGGAGCUAAACGACGACGACAACGACUCCUCAGAGAGGCUCGAAGGUGACGACGUCAUGGACAUGCAUGGGCAGGACUUCAACAUCUCGGCGGCAUUCGAGUUGUCGGCUAUUUGA
This is a messenger RNA of Alternaria ventricosa, 1662 nucleotides long. RefSeq lists its product as uncharacterized. NCBI's taxonomy places the organism in Eukaryota, Fungi, Ascomycota, Dothideomycetes, Pleosporales, Pleosporaceae. The coding region runs from base 1 to 1662 and encodes 553 amino acids. The record is from RefSeq and is a predicted model, not a curated record. The transcript is spliced from 5 exons.